AUGAACAUCACAGAGCAUCAGCAAAUUGCAACAGUUCAGUACUGCUUUCCUGACAACAACUCAUCAUGCAGAAAGGAGGUCCAAACAGGCACUGGGAAUAUUUUUUUAUUCACUCUCCUUUCAUUUAUCUCUGUAUGCACUUUGUUUUUUAACCUGCUUGUGAUCAUCUCCAUCUCUCACUUCAAGCAACUCCACACUCCAACUAACCUGCUCGUCCUCUCUCUGGCUGUGGCUGAUCUUCUUGUGGGAUUGAUUCUUAUGCCAGUGAAAAUAAUGGACCUGAUAGACAACUGUUGGUAUCUUGGCAAAAUGGCAUGUGCUGUUGUUUUAGUGAUAAACUUUUUCUCAUUGGCAGCAUCUCUCUGUAGCAUGACAUUGAUUGCAGUUGAUCGGUACAUUGCUGUUAAUGACCCUCUGAUUUAUUCCACCAAAAUUACAGUUUGUAAAACCUCUGUAUUCAUAAUUUUUGGAUGGUUGUUUUGUCUACUGUAUGUCUUUGUCUUUUUAUACUUUAAUGACCAUCUGCUUCCAUCUCAGAUUAUUAUUAGAUGUCAUGGAGAAUGUGUACUAUAUGUAAAAUAUCCAUGGAUGAUUGUUGACCUGAUAGUUAUGUUUAUAACUCCUUGUUCUAUUAUAUUGAUCUUGUAUUCAUUCAUUUUUAAUGUGGCAAGACGUCAGACUCAAGCUGUGAGAUCUGUGUUAAACAGUACCUCUAACAGACAAGGAAUCAAAGUGUCAAACGCUUCUGAAACCAAAGCAGCAAAAACACUGGGAAUUGUUGUUUGUGUUUAUCUUGCUUGCUGGAUACCAUUUUAUUUAAGUUCAUUGUCAGUUGAAAGCAUGUCCUCAUUGUCACUGGUGUGGACAGUGUUUGGCUGGCUAGCAUACAUUAAUUCCUCUAUAAAUCCCCUAAUAUAUGCUAUAUUUUAUCCAUGGUUUAGAACAUCAGCUAAGUAUAUUGUAACAUGUAGAACACUGGAAUCCUCUUCUUCAAGGUUUAAUUUGUUUCAAGAACAUUUCUGA
This is a messenger RNA of Electrophorus electricus (electric eel), 1023 nucleotides long. Its product is annotated as trace amine-associated receptor 6-like. Gene Ontology annotation, biological process: G protein-coupled receptor signaling pathway. The record is from RefSeq and is a predicted model, not a curated record. Gene Ontology annotation, molecular function: trace-amine receptor activity. Gene Ontology annotation, cellular component: membrane. NCBI's taxonomy places the organism in Eukaryota, Metazoa, Chordata, Actinopteri, Gymnotiformes, Gymnotidae.